CCCGACGGUGAUGGCAUGAGUAACAGACCAUCGCGGGUCGCUGCUACGCUACGACUAAAAAACCGCCCGGGUGUCGAAUAAAAACGAACUUUUUCGGUUAUAAAGAAAGACCAUUUUGUUUCGAGAAUUGAAAUGUGAGAUUUUGAACUUGAUGUGUGUUUUGGGAUUAAUUCAAACCGAAAGUGGAUCGAUUCUUGCGGAUAUCGUUAAGGAAAUGACUCCUUAAUCCACCAACCGAACCAUGGAAAUCUACUCCUACGACCGCCUCCUAAUCUACUUCGCCCUUCUCACAUCCUUCCUGGGAGCCACGUCUACCGUAGACCUCCUGGACCAAUACGUAGAGCACAUCCAACUAGUCAACACCCAACAAGAUGACCCCAGAACUUUCAACACCAAACAGUCCACUACCAGAAGGAAACUGCUGCAAGAACCUUCUGGAAAAGAGACGUCCGAUAUUUUAUGGACCCACUCGAUGAUGCUGGAUAAGAGUGGCUUGGUAACACUAAGAUGGCAACCGAGGCAUCAGGAGAUCUUAUUCAGAGUUGAGGCGAAAACUUUGGGGUAUGUGGGACUGGGGUUUAGUCCUACAGGGAGUAUGGAGGGUGCUGAUAUUGUUAUGGGAUGGGUGGACGAUAAACAGUCGAAAGCCGUUUUGCUGGACUGUCAUGGGGUAUCCAAGAACCAAGGCAGUGCCCCAGUAAGAGACUUAAUAGACAAUUACACCCUGAUGCGUGGCUCCCAGAACGGAACCCACACCGUUAUCGAGUUCCGACGGGUUCUGGAUACGUGCGAUGCGGAUGACUACGUGCUAGCUGGUGAUACGGUACGAGUAAUUUGGGCCCUUCAUGAUCGCGAUCCUAGAUAUCCAGGAGACAUGGUUUACCAUGAAGAAAAACGAGGUGUCCAGAGUGUACACCUCUUUGGACCACCUCCCAGUGCUAAUAUACGAAACGAGUAUGUGAGGAGUUGGGAUGUUGAGCUAAAAAACUUUAAAAUCCCUAGUAAUAUGGACACGAUCUACUGGUGUAAGGUCUUCAAAGCUCCCACGUUCAACGAGAAACACCAUAUCACAGGGUAUGAACCGAUCAUAGGCAAGAAUCACAGUGAUAUGGUGCAUCACAUGAUCAUGCACGAAUGUGAACUGGACGAGGGAGCAAACUUGGCAGUAUGGGAGGGUUUCGCCAAGGGAGAAGGCAGAAGUUGCUACAAUAACAUGCCGGUAGAGUGGGAAAAGUGUUUGACACCUUUAAUCGCUUGGGGUAUCGGAUCCAGAGGUGAGAAUUUUCCCAAUCACGUUGGCCUACCUUUGGCGAGGAAGAAAAAUUCGUAUUAUAUGCUCGAGGUGCAUUUUGAUAAUCCACAAAUGAGGACGGCCAUUGGUACGUCUGGAUUAAGGUUACACUACACCAAUAAGCUACGUGAAAACGAGGGUGGGAUUCUUAUAACCGGGGUGGCACCGUCCACCCUACAUUUCAUCCCACCCUAUCAGGCCGAAUACAAAACGGCCGGGUACUGUAGCCUGGACUGCACAAGAGAAGUUUUUCCUAAAGAUGGUAUUAAUGUGGUGUCUGUUAUGCUACACUCGCAUCUUGCCGGUAGGAAACUGAAGUUGAGGCAUAUUAGGGCCGGGAAGGAACUACCCCCGCUUGCUGAAGACAACCACUACGACUUCAACUAUCAACAAUCCAGAGCCCUAUCCCAGGACACCACCAUUCUUCCCGGAGACGGUUUGAUCACCGAAUGCACCUAUUCUACUUUAGGUCGUACCAGACCCACCUUAGGAGGUUACUCUACUAGAGAAGAAAUGUGCCUUUCCUUCGUCAUGUAUUACCCCAGGACCGAACUGGCUGGAUGCUACUCCAUCCCACCUGUAAAGUACUUCUUUAAGAAUUUAGGGGUCAGCGAGUUUUAUGGCAAAAAUAUGACCGAAGUGGAAAAGGCUUUGUUAGAGGGAAAAAUAGAUUCUGAGACUAUUGUGCCCAGUACAGAGAAACCCUUUGAGACUAGUCCCGGGGACGAGAUGUCUCCCGAGGCCAACCUGAGGGCCAUUAUGGCCCUAAGAAAUGCCAAAGAAUACAGUAUAGAUGGUGAAAGUGUCGAGAAUAGUGUGUUUGAAAAGCUAAUCAUUAAAGAGCCGCAGGAGUUCAGCAACAAAUCGUUUAUGCAACACUUGCAGGAUAUACCGUACAACGAGACCAUUUUAACCAAGAAUAUCGAGGAGUAUUUUUAUAGCGGUUUGCAUAUGACCUUUUGCAGGAAACGGGACGACACUUUGGCUAUAAAAGAAAACAUCGAGCGCCUCCCGGUUUUCCAGCCGUUCGAAUAUAAAGAAAACAUCCAGUGCAGCUACAAGUCGAAACGCGCUUUUCCGUCUAGUGCACCUGGAAAAUUGAACAAUUUCCCCGUUAAGCUUCUCUUAAGUCUCUUAUUUAUUUUAUGGCACACGAUUAAUUAUUAAGGCACAUUAGUCUUUGCGGAAAUACUACCUGGAAGCUAAUUAACGCCCAUCAUGCUUAAGAAAACGUUUUAUGAAUUUAGGUUUGCUACUUAAUUUUCCCUGUUUGUCAAUUUGUAUUAUGUAAAUGUUUGUUUUUAUUUUUCGUUUAUACGGGGUGCUUUUUUAAGUGGUAACACCCCGUAUAAUUUUGUAUCAUAGGCCUUAAAUAGGUUUUAUUUAUUUUCCAUGUAUUUUAUUUAUUUUUUUUCCUGUAUAUAUAUAUAUAUAUAUAACAGUUUUGUACAUAGAUUAUAUUUUUAGGUCGGUUUACCAAAAAAUAUUUUAUUUUUUUACUUAAAUGCUGUGAGUAUUUUUAUAUAAUAUGAUGGCUUUUGUGAGUGAAACUUGUGUAUUUAAUUUUAUAAGCAGUAAAGAGGAUGAACACAUGGAGGA
Messenger RNA from Anthonomus grandis grandis, 2890 nucleotides. Its product is annotated as MOXD1 homolog 1. The transcript has 12 exons. Gene Ontology annotation, cellular component: secretory granule membrane. Gene Ontology annotation, molecular function: dopamine beta-monooxygenase activity; copper ion binding. Lineage: Eukaryota; Metazoa; Arthropoda; Insecta; Coleoptera; Curculionidae. The record is from RefSeq and is a predicted model, not a curated record. Gene Ontology annotation, biological process: norepinephrine biosynthetic process; octopamine biosynthetic process; dopamine catabolic process. Bases 242 to 2458 code for a protein of 738 amino acids.